Molecule: messenger RNA, 366 nt
Organism: Candida dubliniensis CD36
Lineage: Eukaryota; Fungi; Ascomycota; Pichiomycetes; Serinales; Debaryomycetaceae
Exons: 1
Coding region: 1-366 (121 amino acids)
Biological process (GO): protein import into mitochondrial intermembrane space
Cellular component (GO): mitochondrial intermembrane space
Molecular function (GO): zinc ion binding
Source: RefSeq, a predicted model, not a curated record
AUGGCAAAAGCUGAAUUUCAAAUCCAAAAAAUAUCUCCCAACACAUCAUUAAUAGGACAAUUAGUAGACAGCCAUACAAGAUGUGUACAUUAUCAUACUGAGUUAGAUAUUAUUGCCAUAAAAUUCAAAUGUUGCAAUAACUAUUAUCCAUGUUUUAAGUGUCAUCAAGAAUCAACUAGCCAUCAACCAGACAGACUUGAUAAAAAUGACAAUACAACCAAGGCUGUAUUUUGUGGAAACUGCAUGAAUGAAUUGACCGUUGUUGAAUAUCUCAAUUGUGGCUAUACGUGUACUUAUUGUGGUGGACAAUUCAACCCUGGUUGUUCCCUACAUUAUGAAUUAUAUUUCAACAAUAAUGACCAUUGA